GUUUUGUUUCUUUUUUUCUUUAAUUUAAGUAAUUUAUUAUUUCGCGUUUUGUUGGUUUGCAACAGCUUUCCUGUAUCGGGUUUGACUGGCUUGCUUUUUUAGCGCUUUCUUUCUUUCCGUCGUUAACUUUCAUGCCGCUCUCCCCUCACGCGGCGCUGUUUUGACAGUCGGAUUGCUGUGGUCCAACUCUCAAGCUAGCAGCGUGAAAACUUGAACGAUUCUCAACACCGACUCAAAACACACGACCACCGAAACGGGCUCCAGACUGUAGGCAACACCAUGCUCCUGCAGUAAGCCGAAGGCAGAGAAGAGAGGCCCUAGACGACCUCUAAGGUGGUGCUUGGCCUGCUGGUGUCCCCCUUCCUCCCUCUCUGGCUGGCAAACUGCUGCCUCUUCAGUUCACCUGACCGCUCUCUAUCCACACAGCUGAGGCGUGCCAUGGAUUGUUCUUCACCCCCCGCUGCAGCCCACCCCAGUACACUACCUUAGUGGGUCCCUUUCAACUUUUGUGUGUGGUUCCUGUCCACACUCCUGUACAUAAUCCAGCAUAGACCUGGUACCACCUACAGCCACUCCUGGGUCCUCCACCCAGCCCCCUCCCCACUCCCACCCUCUCCCCUCCCAUAAGAAGAUGUCAGUGAGCCUGACAACAGACAUCCAGCAGGAGGGAGAGAAUGGGCCACAUAUCGAGCCCUGCAGCCGAGGCAAAAGCUCCCCUCAACCACAGGGUACCAAGGAUGGAACGGAGUGCUUGGAGCCAGAAGAUAGCUCUCCACAGGAUUCACAGAAACGACCUCCUAACCACAGUCAUGGCAGGAAAAGGGCCAAGUCUAAUGCCAAAGUAAAGCUGGUACGGAGUCUUGCAGUAUGUGAAGAGUCGUCUGGUCCAUUCUCCGAUGGACCUCCAGAAUCGGAUAUCAUCCAGCUUCACAUCAGCUGUCCAUCAGACAAAGAAGAGGAAAAGUCCUCAAAGGACGAAUAUGAAAAUGAAGAAAAAGAGAAGAAGGAUAAGACUCCUCGAAAGAUGUUGUCACGUGACUCCAGUCAGGAAUACACUGACUCCACAGGCAUCGAUGUUCAUGAGUUUUUGGUCAACACACUGAAAAACAAUCCCAGGGAUCGAAUGAUGCUGCUUAAACUAGAACAAGAUAUCCUGGAGUUCAUCAACGACAAUAAUAACCAGUACAAGAAGUUUCCUCAGAUGACUUCUUAUCAUCGAAUGCUGCUGCACCGUGUGGCUGCCUACUUUGGCAUGGAUCACAAUGUAGAUCAGACAGGAAAGGCUGUCAUCAUCAACAAGACAGGCAACACACGCAUCCCAGAACAAAGGUUCUCUGAACACAUAAAGGAUGAACGUAAUAUGGACUUUCAAAAGAAAUUCAUUCUUAAAAGAGACGAUGCUAGUAUGGACAAAGAUGAUAAUCAGAUUCGUGUGCCACUGCAGGACGGGAGGCGUAGCAAGUCGAUUGAAGAGAGAGAAGAAGAGUAUCAGCGGGUACGAGACCGGAUUUUUGCCCGAGAAUCGUCACAAAAUGGAUACAUCAAUGACAACAGACUUUCCACUGAGGGCUACUGCUCUAGCUCUCAAAAGAGGAGGCAGAUUUUUAGAGGGAACCGCGAAAGCUCCAGCCGGGCAUCUAGCAGUCGUCAAAGCAGCACAGACAGUGACAUGAAGUGCCUGGAGCCACGGCCCUGGAGCAGCACCGACUCAGACAGUUCCAACCGCACCCUCCGUCCACCUGUGACUAAAGCCAGCAGUUUCUCUGGUAUCUCCAUCCUCACCAGAGGGGAUAGCCUUGGCAGCAACAAAGGAUCACAGGGAAGCUGCAAAGGCUCUCGCUCUGGCUUGCCCCUGGUCUGUCCUGAUGUGUGUCCCCCACCCACACCUUCCCAGUCCAGCCGUAGCCUGAUUCCCUGCUCAUCUCAGCCACAACAGCCACCAGCCCAAGCUCCGCCACAGACAGCCCUGCUACCCACCCCACAGCAACACCCCAUGGGCAACCACAUGAUUGCUCAGCCGGUGGCGUCUCUACAGCCUUCUCAACCUGUCUCCUACUCCAGCCCUUCCUGUCCCCAGGUUCUCCUGCCAGUUUCUCCUCCUCAACAGUACACAAUGGGAGAAGAGCUGGCAUCUCAGUUCACCCAGAUGACGCUGAGUCGACAGGGCUCCAGCGAGAACCCAGAACCACCCCCCAUGUAUCAGGCUCCUCCCACAGUGCUGUCACAGCAUCCCCCACCUCAGACCAGCUACAUCAUGGCUACUACAGGCCAGCCUUUGCAGCCUCCUUCUGGCUACCAAACUGCUACUGGACACCCUCAUCCUCCGCCUCCACCUCCUCCUCAAUCCCAACCUGUCAUACAGGCUCCACCGCCUCCACAGGGCUACAUACAGCCCCCUCCACCUCAGCAGAUCCAGGUAUCGUAUUAUCCUCCUGGUCAGUAUCCCAGUUCAGGCCAGCAGUACCGUGUGUCCCAGCCUAUGUCCCACCAGGUGUCUUACCCGGCCCAACGCACACAACCCAUGCCUCAGCCUACACAGCAGUCAGGUCUUCAGACCAUAAUGCCCAGCCAGCAGCCAAGCUAUCAGGGUAUGAUGGGGGUUCAGCAGCCUCCAAACCCUGGCCUUCUUAAUUCCCAGAGGGCAGGCAUGGGAGGACAGAUGCAAAGCAUAAUGGUCCAAUAUCCACAGAUGCCAUCAUWUCAGGUACCAGUGGCAAAUGAAAAUCAGCAGGUGGUGCAGCAGCAGUACCAGCAGCAGGUCAUGGUACCAGUCAGCCAGUCUGUCCAGGGGCCCAUGCCUGUCUACUACAGUGUUAUCACACCCACACAGCAAAAUAGCACAAGCCCGUCUGUAGGCUAUCUGCAGCCACCCAGCUCAGAGCAGUUUCAGAUGCCAUCUCCCUGCAACCCUCAGCCAUUGCAACAGCAAUAUUCAGGWGUCGCUCCUCCUGGACCUGGGGUGAUGGUCAUGCAGCUCAGUGUCCCCAAUGGACCACAGCCUUCCCAGAAUCCCCCUCUGGUCCAAUGGAAUCCAUGCAAGUAUUACAGCAUAGAACAGAGACCCAGCAAACCAGGAGAGCUCUACAAABCUGAUAACACUCCACAGGCCAGCACUCAGCUGACGAGUCCUCUGACCUCUCCCRCUCAGUCYCCCACCCCGUCUCCCUCUGGCAGUGUCAACAGCUURUGUCCAGGCCUGGGACCAUUACCCCUCAUCUCCCAGUUUACSAGGCCAGGAGGACCAGCUCAAGGUGAUGGUCGUUACUCUUUGUUGGGGCAGCCUCUUCAGUACAGUCUCUGUCCUCCACAUCUCAUGCAUGGUCAGUCCUCCUACAGCUCCCACCAGGUCAGUACCAGCAGACUUCUGUACUCCCAACUGUUUGGGAUAUAGAGAUACUGAUGACCAUAAAUUAUAAAAUUAAAUAUCAUUCUGUGUCAGUCAGGUGUUAAACACAGAUUU
Molecule: messenger RNA, 3460 nt
Organism: Austrofundulus limnaeus
Lineage: Eukaryota; Metazoa; Chordata; Actinopteri; Cyprinodontiformes; Rivulidae
Gene: r3hdm2
Product: R3H domain containing 2
Molecular function (GO): nucleic acid binding
Source: RefSeq, a predicted model, not a curated record